AUGAAGGCUGUUUUUGUGUGUUUACUACUGGCUCUGGCCGGACAAUCUCUAGCACAAACCCAGGAGGAGUUUGUCGAAUACCUGCUGGAAAUCCAAGCUCAAGCGGAAGCUCUACAUCAGAUCAUGGAGGGAACGUUCGACAACACACGAUUCACCAUGAGUGACAGCCUCAUCGAACUGAACCGUGACUUGGUGGGACGCAUGAACGAAGCGUUGGUCCAAAUCGAAGAAAUUAAGCUAUCCACAGAGGAACUAGUAAGCAACUCGAAUGCACAGCAAAUUUGUAUCGACGUGGCGAUGGCAAAUUGGGAGAUCGAAGUCGAAUGGGUCGGCCAAGCGUUGCAGCGUUGUGCUAACGAGGCCAACCUGGAGAUUACUCGAGCCACUGCCAACGUGCACGAAGCCAUCGAACGGGCUCAGAUCCAGUCCACUGAAUUGCAGAACAUUGUUGUGCAUGGAUUCAUCGAUUGGAACGCAAUCGACUACACGGAAUCGAUCUCGACCAUCGUGGGAGCUCGCAUCCAGCAGAAAGAGCAGGAAUUCCAAUUCACUGUGCUUGAAUUGGGACGCGUGUUGCAAGGAAUAUUCUAUCUGACUUCCGAAAUGCUGCCCCAGACAGCUACCUGUAUUAACCGUGGAGUGGAACGCUUCAAUAACUAUGCCCGUGUGAUUAAUGAUACUCUGUCUUUCUGUCAGUAA
Molecule: messenger RNA, 699 nt
Organism: Sabethes cyaneus
Lineage: Eukaryota; Metazoa; Arthropoda; Insecta; Diptera; Culicidae
Exons: 2
Coding region: 1-699 (232 amino acids)
Source: RefSeq, a predicted model, not a curated record